CCGUUACGGUGUAUCUAUAUAUAAGGAGCGCGAGUUGUCGUACAGUGGCUUGCAGAGAGAUCAAUGAAGUAACUUUACUCAUAUAGUUAUCGAAUCAAGGCAAUAGUACUCGACAAAUUCGUGAACACAUUCACGGGUACUUAGUCUCUCACGAACACCGUCUGUUAUCCACAAACUGGGAAAACAAUUCUGUUGAACAACCAAAGAAAAGGAACUGCGGGACAGGAAAGUUUGUUAAUCUGACUUUAAAGGUGCAAACACGUUGAGAUGACGAAUGGACAACACAAAUCGCAGCCCCUGACGACCCUAUUCGCCUUCUUGUGUCUUGUUAUUGCGGUUCACUGCUCAAAGGAGAGCCUCACGUCACGUGACACUAAAUUAGUUAAUAGUAUUCAGAAGCGGGAGGCGGACACAGCUGCCGGAAAUGCCGGUUUGGACUACAACACUUUUCACGAAGAACCAGUGAAACGGAGUACAAAUGAUAUGCAUAUUGACGAUUUACUGUUAAGCAAUUCUCCUGACAAGAGGGGAAGGGGAGGAAACAGGUAUGGGUUUUAUGGAGCUCUUGGAAAACGAAUGGAUUCAGAGGAAAUGGAAAAGCGGCGGAUGCGGAAAAUGUUUUUCGGUUCGCUAGGGAAACGUAGGCCAUCAUUUUUCGCUGGAUUAGGGAAACGUGAUGGGGACGAAACCCACGAGGAAACGUUCGGUGAUGACCUAGACAAACGAGGAAGAAGAAACAAGUACUUCUUUGGAAGUCUUGGAAAGAGAGAUCUCGAUGAAGGGGAGGAGGACGACGAGGAAGAGGAUGUAGACAAGCGGCGGAUGCCUUUCUUUGGAUCAUUAGGCAAACGAGGCCGUAGUAGAAACUUCCGUUUCUACGGCAAUCUGGGAAAACGUGAUGGAACCUCCACAGAUGACAGCACUGACUUUGACGGAAGUGACGAUAUGGAAAAAAGGAGAUUUAAACAACAGUUUUUUGGAACAUUAGGAAAACGUGUGGACGAUUUGGAUUUAGAAAAACGUCGUAGAUAUGCUUUUGCUUCAUUGGGAAAGAGAUUUGAUGAUGAUGAUUAUGAAGAAAAUGAUGACAUGGAAAAGCGCCGAAUGAAAUUGCGUCCAUCUUUUUAUGGAUCUCUUGGUAAACGUCGCCCCAUGUUCUAUGGAUCACUUGGUAAAAGGUCAGCGCCCUCUCCAGACAAUGAAAUGUACAAUGAACAGCCUGAGGACAUCCACUCUCGCAGGAAGAGGUCCCCUUCAUCGUUCAAUCUGUCAAGAGCGCUCAGGGAUGGAUCCUCGUACGGCCGCGCCAGGCGAAUCAACAGAAUUGCAUUGGGGCGGCGUCUCAUUCGGAGGACGCAAGACUUCCGAUUCUUCCCCAUGCUUGGCAAGCGGUCCUUUGACACAUCCGAUGGUCCCGAGGACAACGGAGAGUACUGAAGACCAAGCAAUUCAUGCGACCUUACUUGUGAUUGGCUGAUUUUUUUGUGACCUAACCUGUGAUUGGCUGUUUUUUCGCACAUUGAUCUCCUGCCAGCCAUUGCGAUACAUUUGACAGUGUAGACAUAUGAAGGAUCUUACAUCGUUUUCCAAGAAAACUGAACAUUUGCACAAUGUUGCACAAAGACGCGAAGCAGAAACUCAUCUUUAUAAUCUAUUUUCAAUUAAAUUCUGAUAUUUUUCAUUGAAUAGUGUCGUGUUCUGCAAACAAUUAUGUUUCUUAAGUAGAAGUAUAUCUUUGUACAGUUUUUUUAACUGUCAUUCCUUACGAUAUCUGUUUUGGAGUUGAUCGAUGUAUAUUUUUUUCCUAUUUUCGAUGCCAAUCUGUGGAGACCAUAAUGACAUUUUGUUUUUUUUUGUGUUGAAUAAAGUAUUUUUCUACUCAACCAAGGUGCUAGCGUUUGGUAUCGUAAAUCUGCAAACGUUUCAAAGUGUUAACCCUUAGUAACCAAAACAUGUUACAUAUAUCUAUAAACCAUGGAGGAGACACAUAACUGUUUAUUAUAUAUUCCUUCAAUCUUAAGAGGCACUAUUUUAGGAGAUUUGAUGUUAGUAUCAAAUUUGACAUGCAGCAAUGCAUGCUUGCGAAAACCUUCAGAAAGUGAACAGAUUCAAACUAGGAAGAUUUUAAUCAUAUAAAUGGGUUUUGGUGCAUUUAAUUGACCUUUAAUAUGUUAAUGAUGAUGAUAUGUACGCUGUAAUUUCAUGAUUUGUUAAAAAUUACAGGAGCAGUAGGAAAGCCCACACAGUGUAUCGGCAUAGGGCACGAAAUCGUUCCAGUUAAAUUUGGUAGUCAUAAAAUCUGUAAAAUGUUUUCUGACACAUCUUUGCAAAUGUAAUCCAUGUUGUUAAUUCGAUCAGGUGAUGUUGUGCCAUGCCAAUCUGCUCAGGUUGGUGACCUUAUGAGGAGGUGUUCGGAUCAUUAUAGGCAAUUGACGGGUUUCCUUGUUUGUGGAGAAGUAAUAAUCACAUCGAACCCACCCAAAAAGUACGGAAACAUGGCUAUCCUGUCCGUCAUUUACGUUUAUUGUCAUCCUAUCAGUAAUUAUAUACUCCUCUAGAAGAGGCGGCAAAUAGGACGCGCGCGCCGUAAUGGUCUUGUUCAGCCAGACGUUUGAUGUAAGCCGAUUUUUGCCAGGAGUGUUGGAGAAGAAAAAAGACUCAGACAAUAAUGGUGGUCAAUAUUGCGGAUGAUGUAUGUCUAGCGAAGAAGCCCCAAUUUGGACUUAGCCAAAUUUCGACACAUUUUCGAAUGUGGUGAUUGCUUCUUAAAUCGUAUGAUUACAGCAAAAUGUCCCCUGCAAGAGAUGAGAUUAGCUGCCGCUAAUACACCAACAGCCACUGACUUAAACAGGUGUAAGAUAUUACAUGCGAUUGGUUGUUCAUCUGGAAGAUAAUUCCCAAACAACCACGUCAACUUACAAAAAAAGUCAUUCGAGGACUAGAGUUGCUGCUUAAAGUUGUAUUUGUUUUGUCAAUAGAGAAAUGUGUAAACAUCUCAUUGACUGCCAUGUGUAUGCCUUGUUUACGGAAACUGUUUAUUAAAAGGCAUACUUUGAA
This is a messenger RNA of Mizuhopecten yessoensis (Yesso scallop), 3057 nucleotides long. Its product is annotated as buccalin-like. The coding region runs from base 268 to 1437 and encodes 389 amino acids. The record is from RefSeq and is a predicted model, not a curated record. The transcript is spliced from 3 exons. NCBI's taxonomy places the organism in Eukaryota, Metazoa, Mollusca, Bivalvia, Pectinida, Pectinidae.